AUGACAGAUGACUUCGGACAGUUGGAAAACAAGUUAGGUCAGCUCUCGCUCAAUAACACCUCAUCAACUCUUCCGCCAGAGCAACUCCCCGGCGAGGCUUCUUCUGCUAUUCAGACUGGAUGUGAUGAGCCAAAUCAGCAGUUGCAUGAACGAGGUGGCGCAGGCGCACGCGACCCGAGCACUGUACCUUCGAUACAGCGUGAAGGUCGUGGCAUUGCUCGAGACCAAAACGAUCAAAAAACAGUUGACUCUCAUUUUUUGAAACAACAGACUUCUGAUCAUAUUGAGGAAAUGACUAUGGUCUCCUCUGGCACCUCUGGGACGAGAUUGCAGCGGCAAGGUGCAAAUCGAGUGGUCGCCAACGGAUCAUCUGACGAAAGUAGCCGACAGAAGCAUACACUAAACGGUUAUUUUAGUGUAGGUUUAUCUUGA
Protopolystoma xenopodis is the source of this 432-nucleotide messenger RNA. NCBI's taxonomy places the organism in Eukaryota, Metazoa, Platyhelminthes, Monogenea, Polystomatidea, Polystomatidae. The record is from the annotation of a GenBank genome assembly.